Messenger RNA from Cyclocybe aegerita, 3042 nucleotides. NCBI's taxonomy places the organism in Eukaryota, Fungi, Basidiomycota, Agaricomycetes, Agaricales, Hemipholiotaceae. The record is from the annotation of a GenBank genome assembly.
AUGGCUGAAUCUUCCAGUCUCGCCACGAAGAUGGACAUCGACGAGGCUGCAAUCGAUGAGGGGUUAUAUUCGCGCCAACUAUAUGUUCUUGGUCAUGAAGCCAUGAAGAAGAUGGCGGUCUCCAACGUCUUGAUCGUAGGGAUGCAGGGUUUGGGUGUCGAGAUAGCAAAAAAUAUCGCGUUGGCUGGUGUGAAAUCUGUAACCAUUUUCGAUCCUGAGCUAGUGACUAUCCAAGAUCUCAGUUCGCAAUUCUUUUUACGUGCCGAGGAUGUUGGAAAGUCAAGAGCUGCUGCGACGCUACCUAGAUUGGCCGAACUCAACACCUACGUUCCCGUCCGCGAUCUUGGCGGAAGACCAGGGGAUGAAAUCACGAUUGAUCUUAUCAAGGGCUUCCACAUUGUUGUUCUCUGCGGAGUUCCUUACAGCAAACAGCUUGAAAUAAAUGACUGGACACACCAGAAUGGUGUCCACUUUGUUUCUGCAGAAACUCGAGGCCUCUUUGGGUCGGCGUUCAAUGAUUUUGGCCCCAAGUUCACCUGUGUGGAUCCAACUGGUGAGCAACCACUCUCCGGUAUGAUCGUUUCAGUCGACAAGGACCACGAGGGAGUGAUAACUUGUCUCGACGAAACAAGGCACGGAUUGGAAGAUGGCGAUUUUGUGACCUUCACGGAAGUGCAAGGCAUGGUAGAGCUUAAUGGGUGCGAACCGCGGAAGAUUACCGUCAAGGGACCCUACACAUUCAGCAUCGGAGAUACUUCGAACCUCAGCGAUUACAAGACAGGCGGCAUCUUCACCCAAGUUAAAAUGCCCAAGGUUAUUGACUUUAAAUCGCUUCGAGAGUCCUUACAAGCACCGGAGUUCCUAGUUACCGAUUUUGCGAAGUUCGACCGUCCACAGACUCUCCAUGUUGGUUUCCAAGCUCUUUCUGAAUUCAGAACGCGCAACAAUCGCUUGCCUCGACCCAGGAAUGACGAAGAUGCCGCAGUGAUCAUUGCGUUGGCAAAGGGAUUAGAUGCCGAUGCCGACGAGAAGGUCCUCAGGGAACUGGCCUAUCAAGCAACGGGCGAUUUGUCUCCAAUGAACGCUGUCCUCGGUGGAUUUGUCGCACAAGAGGUCCUCAAAGCUUGCUCCUCGAAAUUCCAUCCAACAUUCCAGCACCUUUACUUCGACUCUUUGGAAUCCCUGCCCAAUGACACGCCUACAGAAGCCGAAUGCCAGCCGGUUGGGUCGAGAUAUGAUCGUCAGAUAGCUGUGUUCGGCAAAUCGUUCCAAGAGAGGAUCCAAAACCACCGGCAGUUCCUUGUCGGCUCAGGGGCCAUUGGCUGCGAGAUGCUGAAGAACUGGAGUCUCAUGGGUGUGGGUUCUGGCCCUAACGGCAUCAUACAUGUCACGGAUCUGGAUACCAUUGAGAAGAGUAACUUGAACCGUCAAUUCCUGUUCCGCGCCAAGGAUCUGGGGAAAUUCAAGGCAGAGGUUGCUGCAGUCGCGGUCGCAGAUAUGAACCCGGACCUGAGCGGCAAAAUAUUGGCCAAACAAGAACCAGUUGGUCCCAACACCGAGAAUGUCUACGACGAGAUCUUUUUCGACGGUAUUGAUGGCGUUACAAACGCCUUGGACAACGUCAAAGCACGUCUUUACAUGGACCAGCGCUGCGUUUUUUAUCGCAAGCCUCUCCUCGAAUCUGGCACUUUGGGAACGAAAGGAAACACACAAGUCGUCAUACCAAAUCUGACCGAGUCAUAUGCUUCUUCUCAGGACCCACCUGAGAAGGAGACUCCGUCCUGCACGAUCAAGAAUUUCCCGAACGCGAUUAAUCACACAAUCGAGUGGAGCCGAACGCAAUUCGACAACCUUUUUGUCAAACCGGCUCAAGCAGCCAAUGCAUACCUCUCGGAACCCAACUAUCUGGAAACCGCGUUGAAGUACUCUGGCCAACAAAAGGAACAAAUCGAACAGAUCGUGUCCUUCCUUGUUACGAACAAGCCCCUCACAUUUGAGGAGUGUAUUGUUUGGGCUCGCCUGCAGUUUGAACGUGACUACAACAACGACAUUCGUCAACUCCUGUUCAGUCUUCCCAAGGACGCUGUGACAAGCACUGGCCAACCAUUCUGGAGUGGUCCGAAGAGAGCACCAGAACCUCUCGUUUUCAAUGCCAAUGAUCCUACUCACUUGGGCUACAUCAUUGCUGCGGCCAAUUUACAUGCAUUUAACUAUGGCCUUCGAGGCGACACGAAUGCUGCACAUUUCCGCAAGGUGUUGGAUUCUGUCAUCGUACCUGAAUUUACACCGAGAAGCGGCGUCAAAAUUCAGGUGUCUGAUAAUGAUCCCGUUCCUCAAGGCAAUGCUGGUGGAGAUGAGGACCUCGAAGAUUUGGCGAGCAAACUACCUGCCCCUUCAUCCUUGGCUGGUUACCGCCUGAGUCCUUGUGACUUUGAGAAGGACGACGACACCAAUCAUCACAUCGACUUUAUCACCGCAGCGUCCAACCUUCGCGCCAUGAACUAUUCCAUCAAUCCCGCUGACAGACACACCACAAAGCAGAUCGCCGGGAAAAUCAUACCUGCCAUUGCUACUACAACAUCUCUCGUUACUGGAUUGGUUUGUUUGGAGCUUUAUAAGGUCAUCGACGGCAAGAACAGGCUUGAGGAUUACAAGAAUGGUUUCGUCAACCUUGCGCUGCCAUUCUUCGGUUUCUCAGAACCCAUUGCCGCGAAGAAAUUGAGUUACGGUUCCACUGAGUGGACCCUCUGGGAUCGUUUCGAAUUUGCGAACGAUCCUACUUUGCAAGACAUCAUUACUUAUUUCGAGAAAGAACACAAACUUUCCACGACUAUGGUCAGCCAGGGAGUGAGUAUGCUGUGGAAUUCGUGGAUCGGGAAGAAGAAGAGCGAAGAGAGGUUGCCCAUGAAGUUCAGCCAGCUUGUGGAGAGUGUCAGCAAGAAGCCCAUACCGCCUCACGCCAAACACCUCAUCGUUGAAAUCAUGGUGACGGAUGAAAAUGACGAAGAUGUUGAGGUUCCAUUCAUUGUCGUUCGCAUCUGA